GUUAGAGUUUAGUUUAAAAAUAUGAUACUGAAUUCAAUCUUAGCCACCCGUUUGCGACCCGUAUUAUGUAAUUAUCCAAAACAAAUCCGAAAUAUUAGAUCCUCAAUAAAAAUAGGGAAAGAAAAAUUCCAAUUGUCCAUUGAUGUACGGCAAUUCAAUAAAGAGGAGAUAAGAGUAAAAGCACGCCCUGAAUACGUUAUUAUAGAGGGUAAGCAGGAAAGGAAAACCAAGACAGGGUUCGUUUUGAGACAGUUCGUGAGAAAAUUCAAGUUGCCACAAGGAUGUGAUCCACUUACGAUGCAAUCGAAGUUAUCUGCGGAUGGUAUCCUCACUAUUACUGCCCCAAGGAAGUUCUGUUCAACCUCUAAUCUGCCUUGUGAAACACUAAUACCCAUUUCGUAUUCAGAACCGAAGAAGGAAAAAGAAGAAUCCGUAUUAACGGAACAGAAAACUGACCCAUGCGGCCUUAAGAGUAAUAAACCAUUUUGAAUCAAAAACUAUAUAUU
Messenger RNA from Achroia grisella, 506 nucleotides. Its product is annotated as alpha-crystallin B chain-like. Bases 22 to 489 code for a protein of 155 amino acids. The transcript has a single exon. NCBI's taxonomy places the organism in Eukaryota, Metazoa, Arthropoda, Insecta, Lepidoptera, Pyralidae. Gene Ontology annotation, biological process: protein refolding; response to heat. The record is from RefSeq and is a predicted model, not a curated record. Gene Ontology annotation, molecular function: protein folding chaperone.